Spirodela intermedia is the source of this 1044-nucleotide messenger RNA. NCBI's taxonomy places the organism in Eukaryota, Viridiplantae, Streptophyta, Magnoliopsida, Alismatales, Araceae. The record is from the annotation of a GenBank genome assembly.
AUGGAGCUCGAAGCCGAGGGCGGCGGCGCCGCCAGGAUCUUCAUCGGGCCUGGUUCUAGGAAGACGGAGAUCGGGAGGGGACGGGGGUUUGACACACCCGAUCGCACCGUCUCCCGCCGCCACGUCUCCUUCCAGCUGAUCGCCCCGGUGGAAGACGACGGAGAAGCUAGGGUUUCCUUCGAGGUCCUCGGCAGAAAUCCUAUCAUCAUCGUCACCCCAGGAGGAAACAAGAUCGUUCGGAGGUCAGAGGAGGGGGAAUUGUCCGCGGGAGACCGCGUUUCUCUGUCUCUCAGGCACCCGAUCUUCUUCUCCCUCAAGUGCCGCGACGGAGGAGAGGGACGAGUGGAGGGCGGAAUGACUGAGACGGCUCCUGAGCGGGAGAGGACGGAAGAGGAUGAAGGGAUUGAGGAUGCAGGGCUGGAGGACUCAUGGAGAUUCCCAUCGUCCGAUCUCUCGCAGAUCGAUCCGGUCCGAGGUAGGUUCAGGGUGUUCUUCACGCUCGAGGUGUCUGGCCCUGCUACAUAAGAUCAUCGCACCUCUUUGUUGAAAUGUCUCGGUCUGACUUUGAUUGCAGAGUUCGGUUUCAUGGUGAGAGAGCACGAGUUCGACGAUUAUCUGAAGAGAAUCCGCGAACCUGAGAAAUGGAACUGGUUCCUUGCGGAUGAGCGUGAGAACAGCGACAAGGAGGAGGAGGAGGCGGUGGAGAACACGAAGAAGGGCGAGAGGAAGGCGCAACGAGGAGGUGAAGAUGACGAGGAGUGGAGGGGAGACAGCGAGGACGAGAAGAUGGCGGCGGCCAAGGCGGGAGGCGCAGAGCGACCAGGUUACCUUACCAGAUCAGAAAAAAAGCGAAGCAAACCAUCUCCCGGUGACCUAAAAGCUGGAAUGGAAGUGGACGGUGCUCGGAAGAGGAGAAGUGAGGAAGAAGAAGACGAGGAGGACGAGACCUUGGGAGGCUUCAUCGUGGGCGACAACGGGGAGGAAGAGGGGGAGCAAGAAGAAGAGGAAGAGGAAGAGUUCGACGACAAAGAUGACGAUGACUGA